GCUGGCUGUCCUGGGCCAGCGGCUGGGGGGCCUGGGAUGAGCGGGCAGCCGCCCUGCAGAGGCGGUGCCCCUGGAGGAGGGGAGAGCGAGGCGCCUCCUGGGCCUGGGGUGACCCUGCUCCGCAUCACACCCUGGGCACGCAUUCCCAGGACAUUCGAACUGAGCUCAUUGCCCCCCCCAGGGCCCUGCCUUCUCAGAUUCCCAGGGACAACAGGGACAGAGGUGCACAGAGAGGACAGACUUGGUCCUCUCUAUGCCCAGCAUGGUGGUUGCUGAGCUGGGACCCCAGCCCAGCAGUCUUCCCGCCCACAGGACCCCAUGCCCUGCUCACGGCUUAGCCAACAGGGGUCAGUCCUGGAGGUGCCUGUGGUUCUGAGUAUUAGAUCCUUCUCCGUGAGAGGCAAGACCUGGACGGGAUGACGACACGCACCCGCGUUCCUACUCGUGCGGAUUUCAGGACUGCCUGCUGAUGCUGGCCUACAAGGACAAGUCGGAGCGCGCCAAGGGGCUUCGGGAGCGUAGCAGCCUGACGCUGGAGGACAUCUGCGGGCUGGAGCCCGGCCUGCCCUACGAGGGCCUGGCCCACACGCUGGCCAUCGUCUGUCUGUCUCAGGCCGUCAUGCUGGGCUUCGACAGCCGCGAGGCCAUGUGCGCCUGGGACGCCCGGAUCCGCUACGCGCUGGGCGAGGUGCACAGGUUCCCCGUGAUCGUGGCUCCGGGCACCAAGCUGGAGAGCGGCCCCGCCACCCUGCACCUCUGCAACGACAUCCUUGUGGUGGCCAGGGACGUCCCCCCAGCCGUGGCGGGGCAGUGGAAGCUGUCAGACCUCCGGCGCUACGGGGCCGUGCCCAACGGGUUCAUCUUUGAAGGCGGGACCAGGUGUGGAUUCUGGGCCGGGGUCUUCUUCCUGUCUUCCACCGAGGGAGACCAGAUCAGCUUCCUGUUCGACUGCAUCGUCCGAGGCAUCUCCCCCACCAAGGGCCCCUUCGGGUUGCGGCCGGUUCUCCCAGACCCGAGCCCUGGGGGCCCCGCCCUGGAAGAAAGGGUGGCACAGGAGGCCCUGGAAGCCCUGCAGCUGGAGAAGCGGCUCAGCCUCCUCUCUCACUCCGGCCGGCCGGGCAGUGGAGGGGACGACCGCAGCAUGUCCAGCUCGUCGUCAGAGGCCAGUCACUCGGACGUCAGCGCCAGCAGCCGGCUCACGCCGUGGCCAGAGCCGUCCUCGUCUUCGGCCAGCACAUCGCAGGAGGGCCCUGGGCUGGCCGCCGCCCAGGCCCCUGGGGAAGCCACGCCGGGCACCGCCAGGCCCGCGCCGAAGCCGCUGCGGCCACGGCAGCUGCAGGAGGUCGGCCGCCAGAGCUCCUCGGACAGCGGCAUCGCCACGGGCAGCCACUCCUCCUACUCGGGCAGCUUCUCGUCAUGCGCGGGCAGCAGCCUGGACGUGUGGCGGGCCGGCGACGAGCUCGGCUCCCUGCUCAGCCUGCCGGCGGCUGGGGCCCCGGAGCCUGGUCUGUGCGCCUGCCCGCCCGGGGUGGCUGAGUACCAGGUGCCCGCCGCCCCGCGGCCGCACUACGACACGCCCCGCAGCCUGCGCCAGGCGCCCCGGGACCAGCCCCCUGUCUUGCUGAGCAGCCCCGAGGGGGGCACCGCCCGGGACUCGGGGUGUACCGCUGGCUGGCCUGGUGAGAGACGGCGGGGACCGGCGCCAGAGGCGGCGGCAGGGGCCGGCGAGUCCUGGGAAGCGGGCGCCCCCCACGCCGGGCCCCCUCCCGCGCUCUUUUCCACGUGUCCCAUCUGCGGAGGACUGAAGGCAGCUGCUGCCGCUCCCCCCAGGUUCCUGGCAAUGCAUGCAGGAGCGCGGGGUCCUGGGAGGCCGCGUGGGGAGACGCCCACCUACGUGAAUGUGCCCACCAGCCCCUGCCCUGCCAAGCGGCUGCACUACCUGGGCCUGCAGCUGCCGGAGGCGGGCGCGGGUGUGCGAGGGGCCGGCGCCUCCCGCUACGCGCUGAUUGACGUCGCAGCCACCGAGGCGGCGCACAGGGCGGGGGCCCAGCACGCGCAGGCCCGGGAGGAGCGGCUGCCCGCGCCAGAGCAGAGGCCGAAGGCGGCCCCGCGGUGAGGCGGCCGGACCACGGCGACGCGCCUGGACGGCGGAGGAGCGGCCCCGCGCCAUCACGGCAGUCGGGCUCGGAACCGAGGGCCGGCGGGAGGUGCCGCCUGGACAGGUGUCCGCAGCAGCUGCGGUGGACCCGAGGCAGCGUCUGGCCAGCAGUUUCCGGCCCUGGGAUGUGACCUGCCAGCAACCUUCCCUGGAGGCAGCGGCCCAGUGAUGAGGACCCUCGUCUUCAACCCCGACGCGGGUUGGGGGCGUCCAUCUGCAGGGCUCCACCUCCCGACCCGUCAGCACUGCCUUGCGCCUGGAGGGCGUGGCCCUUGGGCCCUUCAGCGACUGUCGGCCUCCUGGGACCCACUGAGUUAGUCCUGUAAACGGUUUAGAUCUUUAAAAUCUCUUAUGUUCCAUUGGCAACAUGGUCAGUUAUUUCCUGAGCGCUUGGGCUCCUGCUGUGUCCCUCUGGGGGCACAGGACGGACCCCUGGCCGGUGGGCGGGGGUUGACGGGCAUGUCCAUGACUCAGUGGGCAGGAGGGGUGGUCCUGGCUCCCCUGGCCAGUAGGGGUGGUCUGGGUGCUGGAAAGUUCCUGGAGUUGGUGGUGGGCUUUUUGUCCUCCUUGCUGGGCCGGACCCACCCACCCUGGUCUCAGAGAUAAGAUAGGGCUCUUCUGCCUGGUGGGGGCUCCAACCACCCACCCCACCAGCCCCUGCAGACCCAUGCCUACUGCCUCCUGCAUGAUCCCACCCAGUCCCCAGCAAGCCUCGCUUAGUCUGACCAUGGGAAGCCUGUGGGAUACCCGCCACGUCCUCUGCCUCUUGGGGGAGGGUCCCUCAGGUUGAUGUGGCCAGGGUUGAUGUAUCUCCCCUCCCCCACCAAGCCUGAGCCAGCAGACGCCCCCAGUGAGAUGCAAAGGCCCCGGGGCCGCUCCACACGCAGGUCAGAGUCUCACAGACCAUGGACAGCACUCCAAGGGGAGCAAGCUUCUGUCUUUGCACGUGGGGGCAAAGUGUGGCCAGAGCACCCCAGUCUGGGGCUCCUGCUGUGUUGGGGCCCCUCAGCUGGGGGUUUGGGGUCUGGGCAGGCCACAUGCUGCAGCAUGGGGACAGGUGGUCGGGGUCCCAGGUGUUACCCGUGGCCUCGGGUGGCUGGCGUCUGGGUUCUCCUGUUGCUGGAAUAAGAGGAGCCCACCAUGUCUUCGUGAUGCUGACCCAGGAUGUGGGGGCACCCAGGAAGGGCCACUGCACCCCCUUGGCCCUCUGCCCCACGGGUGGCCGGGGGUCUCGUGGGCAGCACCUGCCUGGAGGCACGUGGCCAUGGGAAGCUGAGCAGUUCCCUACGGGGGUUUUCCAGGCCUGGCCAAGGGCACCUUGGAGGGGCAGUUGAGGAGCCAGGAAUCAGAAUACCAGGGGCAGGCAGGGGUUUGUCCUGACACGUGACAGCCACCCUCUGGCCAGCGAGGCUCUGGGGCGCGGGGGCCAAGCCACACGGAGCCAAGUGAGAACCAAACAAAUGCCUGCCCUUCCUGCAGAGCCGUGAAGGGUGGCUGGUGGUGGCUAAGUCCGUUGGGGUAACCUUGGCAAAACUGUUGCAGCCACCAGGGUUGAGGCACGCAGGCCACUGUGGCUGUGAAAGGUCUUGGGAGCCCUGGACCCGAAUGAGGCCUGAGAAGGGCGCCUUGACUUUGCCAUCAGGAGCACCGGCCUGGCUCCCGUGGGCAGCCCGUCACUGCCCGCCCCACUCCUGUCCUGUCGCGCCCCCAGCCCUCAGGGAGACCCCGCAGGGUGCUGGACACAGAGCUGGCGGAGGGGUGCCAUGCAGCCUGGGGGCCUCCUGGGAAGGGUUUAGCACCCUAAUUCUGGAAUAUCAGUGUCAGACCGGAAGGCUUAAUUUUUUUUAUUGAGGUAUAAUUGACAAAUUAUAUUAGUUUUAGAGGUACAGCAUUGCAGUUCUGUGUUUGCAUAUAUUGUGAGAUGAGCACCACAGUAAGUCUAGUUAACGUCCGUCACCGCACACUUUCAGGGUUUUUUUUUUCUUGUGACGAGAACUCUGAAGACGGCUCUCCACCGUCAUACACAGCACAGCAUCGCUGCCUGGAGCCGCGUGCUGGGCGCUGCCCCCGUAGCCUCAUCGCUGCCUGGAGCUGCGUGCUGGGCACUGCCCCCAUGGCCUCAUCGCUGCCUAGAGCCGUGUGCUGGGCGCUGCCCCCGUGUCCUGGUUUGUAACCUGGAGUCUGUGCCUUUUGACUCCCUCUGCGGCAUCGUCCACUCCAGUCCUCCAUCUCUGGCAACCAUGUUCAUCUGUUCCACCCGUUCAGUUUUUUCUUUUCAGGUUGAGCAUGUACGUGAGGCCAUACAUCUGGCUUUCUCUCUGUCCUACUGCCCUCUUAGGUAAUCCAAGUCACACGGCAGGGUUUCAUUUCUUAAUGGCCGAGUAAUAUUCCACUUAGGAAUAAGCUUCCCUGGUGGCUCUGGUGAAGAAUCCACCUGCAAUGCACGAGACCUGGGUUCGAUCCCUGGGUUGAGAAGAUCCCCUGGAAAAGGAAAAGGCAACCCACUCCAGUGUUGUGGCCUGGAGAAUCGCCUGGACUGCAUGGUUGCAAAGAGCCGGACAUGACUGAGCGACUUUCACUUUGGAGGCUGCACCCACUUACGGCAGUGCAUAAGGGCCGUCUUUUUCCACAUCCUUGCCGACCUUUGGUAUCUGUUGUCUUUUAUAUAAUUUUACUUUUAAGUUUUCGGCUGCGCUGGGUCCUCCCUGCUGCAGGGACUUCUCUCUGGGGGGGCCACCGUCUACUUGUGGCGCCUGGAGCUCUCACUGCUGCGGCUUCUCGUUGCUCAGCAUGUCUCCUGGGAGCACAGGUUUCCGUAGUCGCGGCUGGGGGCUCAGGAGUUGUGGCUGUCGGGCUUAGUUGCUCCGUGGCAUGUGGGAUCUUCCCAGACCAGGGAUGGAACCUCUGUCUCCUGCACUGGCAGGCGGAUUCUUUGGCCCUGAGCUGCCAGGGAAACUCUGUCGUCUUUCUAGUAAUAGUGUCUGUGAUGUGUGCCAGGUGAUGUCUCGCUGUGGUCUUGGUUUGCAUUUCCCUAAUGAAACGGUGUCAGACUUUAUUUUUCUGGGCUCCAAAAGCACUGCAGAUGGUGACUGCAGCCAGGAAAUUAAAAGACGCUUACUCCUUGGAAGGAAAGUUAUGACCA
This is a messenger RNA of Bubalus bubalis (water buffalo), 5300 nucleotides long. RefSeq names its product docking protein 7 (gene DOK7). Gene Ontology annotation, molecular function: protein kinase binding. The transcript is spliced from 10 exons. The coding region runs from base 470 to 2116 and encodes 548 amino acids. NCBI's taxonomy places the organism in Eukaryota, Metazoa, Chordata, Mammalia, Artiodactyla, Bovidae. Gene Ontology annotation, biological process: positive regulation of protein tyrosine kinase activity; neuromuscular junction development. The record is from RefSeq and is a predicted model, not a curated record.